UCCAUUCCAGUAAUCCAAACCUCCUCAGGAUUCAUUGGGAAUGGGCUAGCGUCAACAACUAUCACGGGGCAGGGAUUGUCAGGAAUCUGGAUUUGUUGGAUAUAUAUACAACGUAAACAACACUGCAAAAGGUUUCUUGCUACUUCAGAGGGUGCCCUCUGCCUGUGUCUAACCUCUCAGGAAGCAUGGUGUUGCUGUAGUGGAGAGGACCACCACCUUAGGAUCUGCAGACAGGGACUCGGCCAGUUGAUCACCAUGCCUUGUGUCAGUUCCAGCUCAAAGCCUAACUGUAGGCACGUCUGGCUCUUUUUUGCUCUCCUGGGCCUCUCGGCUAUGCACACUCAUGCCAAAGAUGACAUUACUGUACCUGAGCAGGUGAGCCUGUCAGCCAACAUGUCUACGAAGCAACUCUCUAUAUCCUGGCUGGGAGGAACAGCCACAACCUUUGACCUCAUGAUUCUACGAACUGAAUUCAAUAAAACUGUCUUCUAUGAGACUGUGUCUGUGACAGUGAAUCAGGUAAGUGGUCGGCACCAGUGGAACUGGACCUCAGUUGAACCUCUGGAGUGUACAUCGCUGUCGAUUAAAAUCCGCUCAAGAGAUGGACAGACAACAAGUGAAUGGAGCAGCACUCAGAUACUUCAAGGAAAGGAUCUCCCCAGCUAUGAUAAAUUCCAGAUGUACCCACAGGACAUGGUUGUACCUGUGGGGGCCAACACCACCUUCUGUUGCAUUGUGGAAGAGGGGAAGCUCUUUGGUACCAUCCAAUACAGCAACACAUUCAUGAACACGACGCGACUGAGUAGGCGAAGUUAUGCCACUACAAUGUAUAAUCAGGGACCAUCCGUCAGAACAGGAACCAACAUCAUCUGUUACGACUACCCGAAGACAAAGCUGACUGGAGCUGUGGUGUUUGUUGGAUAUCCACCACUGCCCAGUGAUUUAGUGUGUGAGACUCGUGACUUAACCUCAGCUGUGUGCCAGUGGAAUGAAGGACGGGACUCCCACUUGUAUGGCAAACGAGGAACACUCUACUCCCUGAACAAGAGGAUCUGUCCGCAGAAGCAGGGGGAAAGAAAGUGUAUAGUGGACCAGUGGGAGGGUAACUGGACACUGGUAGCUGAAAAUCCUCUCGGCCAGUACAGCCUCACUGACUCUGCUGAACUCAGUCACAGAGUGCGUCCAGAAGCACCUGCUAACGUGAGCUCUAUCGUCCAUGCCUGGUAUGCCACUGUGCUUUGGCAGUGGAAGUACACCACCUAUUCCUCACUGGCUCUUGUCUGCGAGGUAGAGCUUACCUCCCAAGGCUAUAAAACAACGCAUACCUUCUCUGGUGUGGGUCUGCGGUCGGUGGAUCUACUAGACCUGUAUCCUGAUGAGGAUUACAGUGUUCAAGUCCGCUGCAGUGCCCAGCAGAAUUUCUGGAAGUGGGGGGACAGGAGUAAACCAUUUUUCUUCAAAACCAAAACUUAUGUUCCAGAGGCUCCUGAUGUGUGGAUGUGGAUGAACAGAGACAACACUGGGCAUGUCAUAUGGAAGCCUCUGACUCGAAGACAGAGCCAUGGUCACAUCACAGGUUAUAAAGUUACUUUCUGGAGCCCUGAAGAAAAUCAACAGUACACAGAAAUCUUUUCACCGGAUACUACUGUAUCUCCAAUCAACCUCACACAGUUUGCUACCUUCAGCGGUAACAAGAUCAAAGCAACCGUCAUUGCAGAGAACAAUGCGGGGGAGUCUCAACCCGCAAGUGUAGUUAUACCUCUGCGUUUGACAGAUGUGGAACCCCUCGUUGUGUCCAGGGCAGUUUAUACGAACAGUGGUUUUCCUCUGUUCUGGUGGGAAGAUGUCAACGCCACCUGUGGUUAUGUGGUAGAAUGGCAUGAGGCCUCCUGCAAGUGGGACUGCCCUGUGGAGUGGAUCAAGGUGGCUGCUGGAAACACUAAUGUCACCGUUGAGUCAGCCAACUUCCAGCCAGGUGUGAGGUACACCUUUUCCCUCUACAGCUGCUCCUCAGAGGCCCCAGAGCUGCAGCAGCGCUGGCAGGGAUACGUGCAGGAGCUGGUUCCUUCCGGUUCUGUAUCAUUGUCAGCCAGUCAACAGGACUCUAAUAUUCUCCUCACCUGGGGAGAGAUCCCGCUGGUCAAAAGAAGAGGCUUCCUCCAGGGCUACAAUGUUUACAUCAGUAAUGGCUCCCAGCUCACACUUCUAGCCAAUUUGUCAGACCAAGGAGCCAGGAACUACACAGUAAAAGGUUUCUCUGAGGGUUCCUAUAAAUUUACUGUCAAGGCAUACACCUCAGCGGGCGAGGACACAGGCGCCACUGCCACCAUAAUGAUGGAGCCAUACACUGAUUGGCUGAUCCUGGAAAUCUUGGCUUCACUGGGAAUCACAGCCUUAUUCCUCAUCAUUGUCACGUUUAUUUGCUACAAGAAAAGGAAAUGGGUGAAAAAGGCGUUCUAUCCAGACAUACCUGAGCCCAAGCUUCCUGGUGAUUGGUCCAGGACACAGGAGCCGUUGGAUAUGAAGCCAUCUCCCCACAGUAUGGUCCAUAUUGUAGGAAAGCCCGAGUGGGAUUCCAGUAAAGAAUUGCUCGUCGUCAUUCCUGAAGAAGACGAGGAUGAAGAAGGGCGGGGGAUGGGAGACGAGCCAGUCGACACGGACGAGCCAACGUCACUACGCUACUACAACCAAGUGGUAGACGAGCGGCCCAUAAGACCACGUUACCCAGACUCCUCUACGUCUUCUUCAUCAUCUUUGGAUUCAGCACGCACCGAUGUGACGUACACAGGGAUUCAGACCUCAGGGUCUUCUUUGGUCUUCCAGCUGGACCCACAGGGCUCCUCUGAUGGCCACCAACCCCAAGCUGAUCAGUUUGCUUGCUGUGAGGGUGGAGGAGGGGGUUACAGGCCCCAGAUGCAACCAAGAUCCCAAAGUGAUGACACGCGCCCGGCUUCACCCGAGCCUUUCCUAGAGCCCCAGGUUGCCAGUGGCGGGGGCUACAAACCCCAGAGCUCCUGGAAUUUUGACGUGGAUGCCGGGGAAAGUGGCGGCCUGGCACCCUCUCUUGGAUCCCCCACCUCUGUUGCUUCUACACAGUUCCUCCUCCCUGAUGGAGAGGAAUACGGGGAGGAGAAACGACAGCUGUCAUCAUCGGCAGCCACCUGGUUCACCAACCUGCUGUCAUCCACAAAACCGUGAUAUUAUCUCACUCACACUACUAGCCGCCAGGCCAGGGGGAUCAAAAUACAACGUUCAGAUUCAUUACUGUUGACAGUGUCAUGCAUCAGACAUGCCUUGCCCACAUGGUGUAGGUAAAUAUCCCCUCUAAAGUAGCACUACUUUCUUACAGUUGCACUUAGACAGCAGGUUAAUUAUGCUAUUUAUGGUUGUUAUUCCAAACUUACAGACCUAUGUAUAUAGUUAAUUUGCUCAUGCAAAUAUCAAAAAUAUCAAAAUCUGUAUAUUUAUAUGUCAAAAAACAUUUCUAUUCUGACAACAAGUCUCAGAUUUCUUUAUACUUCCACAAUAUUUAUUGCACCCCCUGGAAACCUGGUGGCUGUUACUUCCCCUCACUGCCUUUUCUGUGAUUCCCUAUGAUGGGCAUUUAGCAAUGGCAUAUCCUGUGUUUCAGUUGAGUAUAUCCAGUUUUUAGCUUGCAUUUCAGAUGUUUUUACUUUAUUGUGACGUGAACUUUACUACACUACAGAAGAAAACGGAAAGGAAGACAGUUUCAAACCAAAUGACUGCACACUUCAGAGAUUAAGGACAUUUUUGGAAGAUCACUACAGAAGAACAGUUUCAAUAGAAGGUAGCUACGUAAGAAGAAGACCUCUCUCUCAUUAGUGUCCAUGUCUUGUGCUGAUGAUCUACUUAAUGUAAAAAAGGUGUUUGGCUAUAAAAAAUGAUUUGAAAGGUAUGUAAAGAGGGCACUCUCCUGGAUCAAUACCAAGAUAGCUCCUAUCAUUACAGACAUGAUCUAUUUUUCACAAAUUACUUGUCAGUGAGAUGUUAAUUGAAAAAUUCACUUAUGAACGAGAACAGUCAUUAUUUUACAGUUACAAGAAUGGUGCUUUCUAUUAUGGUCUGGAAUUGUGUGGCUGAUGAGCCCAGUGGAUAUACACUGAUAUAAGCUAGAACAUGAAUACAAACUGAUGUAAUUUAAUUAACAAAGACACUAUUAUGUUACUGAUGCAUGUUUUUGUUUGGUCUUAAUUUUUUAAUUUUUUUUUUUGUUAAACGCAUUUCACAGUCGGGCCAGUGUCCUUUUUAUGAUGUAAUGUUUUUGUAUCUUUAACUGGAUGGAACAUCUUAUGAGAACUAACUUGGAUGGGUAAUUAGGAGAUUUUCAUGGUAAAUGUAAUGCUUCCAGUUCCACAUCACCUUUCACACAUUGCCUUCCUCCUAAUGGUUAUGUAUUAUGAAAAAGAAUAUUUUACAGUAAUGCCGUUUAGAACUGAUCAGAAAUGUAUUGGAUAUACAAAUUUCACUGGCACUGACCGCAGUAUACAAAGGAUGUUUUAAUCCGUUUUAGUACGUGCUGAAAUUCUUAAACUUUGGUUGCAUCAUAAUUGCCAUGCUGUUACUAUCAGCCAUCUCAGUAUAUUUGUAUGCAUGUGAAGAAUUAUUUUUCUUGGGUUGCUUUAAUUUCAUGUCCAGAGAGAUGGCUGAUAAUACAUUUGAUGUCCAUUUGCUACUUAUCUUUUCAUUGCAAAUGUUUCCUUAAGCCUCCUUGUAAAUUUUGUGAUCGGAAACUGGGACCAACGGAAAAGCAUUUGUUGGGAAUUCUAGAGAAUUUCCAGAAAUGCCAUCAAUUUAGCUUUUGUUGACAAAAAUGUGAGGAAGUGACCUUGUUAGUAUUGGUUGCUUGACAACACUUUGGCAUCACCAUAAAGGUGUCAAACAGAGGCCACUAAUCACCCAAGUACACAGUCCUCAUACAUUUGCUCCACACUCGUGUACAGAGUGGGUGUUGAGGACCCACCGUUGGUUAGGUUUCCCAAAAGCAUCAUUAUGCAAAUAUUAUCCAGGAUGUUUAUUUUAUUGUACAGUCAGGCCCUGGCUCGCUUGUGUGGCAGCCUGUGGCCUAUUGUUUCUCAGUGCCUCCAGCCAACAAGCUUUAAGUAAAACUACUGUGACAUGAAUGAUGACUUAGAUUAACUAUAAUCAAUGGCUUCACUGAUGAGCUGAUAACAGGCAGGCAGUCCUCUUUGACUACUGAGCAAAUUGUAUCCGAUCUUUCUCUUUGUCUUGUAACACUGAUCUGAAUUUUAAGUCGAUAAGUAAUUUUUCAAAAGCUACACUUGCACCAGUCGAUCUGAGUAAACAGUGAACCAGUCAGAUUUAUUGCGUGAGAUCAGUGAUCACUUCAAGACAGUGGUAAAGGGUGGGUAUAGUUUUGAGUAUUUAAACAUGGCUGCAGAUUGUUUUCCUUUGAAGCCUGCUUCCUCAAACAAGCAGGACUUUGGAGACUAACCUAUGAACGCUAUGUGUUACAUGCUUUUAUGUUGAUUUGGAUCAACAAAAGGGCACCUUUUUAUUUUUCCUCUAAAUCUUUGCUUUAUACAACUAACUGUACAUAAUUGUCAUUUUUUUUAAUUUGUUCCCUUCUUACAAUAUAAAAUUGUAUGUUGUUUUACAUUGUAAAUUAUAUUCCCUAUACUACAACAGGCAGAGUUAAUGCUGACUAACCAGCUUUCUUGAGAGAAUAAAGGCAGAUGUUUGUGUUGAUGACACCAGAUAUAUAGAGUCCUAUGAAAUAUAGAGGCAUCACACUGUACAUUUGUUGUGUGUUUAAACACCGGGAAUCAUUUUUAAAUGUGUCUGAAAACCAUGUAAACUGAAUUAGAAUUGUGAUCCUGUCUUCUUAUAAUAGUUUAGCCUGCUUUGCAUUCCUAUCUUAUCACGGCAGUUUCGCUUUGCCAGACACAUUGUAAGUAGAGCCAGAGUACUCAACAUGCGCUCAUACAUGGCAAAUGCUGACAUGCAAUUUUCCUUUCAAUCCAUACCUUUUUUCCCCUUGUCCAUCCGUAUUUUUAAUUGGAGCCUAUAUUUACUCUGUAGAACAUUACAAUGUUGUGGUUUAUACAGAAGGGUACACUUGCUGCCUUACACAUCUUCAUCUCUGGCCCUAGAUGUUUUUACGAAAUCAAUGCAUGCUGUAUAAACUAAUUGUACACAACAGUGGCUCGUAAAUCCUUUUAACACCAUGUUUAUGUUACCCUAUGGCUUUAAAACUCUAACACUGACUAAUGUUGUGCAUGGCAACAGGACUGAAGUAUUAUGCACCUGAAAAAGGCUUUUGUUUCUGAAAAAUGUAUGAUAUUUUGCAGAAUAUUUUACUAUUGAUUGAUUGAAUGAAAAGAGACAGUGAAGUGCUUCUGAGUGAAUAAAUGUUAACACUAAUAACAGAAAUUGAAAUGCUACUUGUUUAAAGGCAAUAAAGCUCUUUGUCUGGCA
Messenger RNA from Morone saxatilis (striped sea-bass), 6456 nucleotides. RefSeq names its product LIF receptor subunit alpha a (gene lifra). NCBI's taxonomy places the organism in Eukaryota, Metazoa, Chordata, Actinopteri, Moronidae. The coding region runs from base 256 to 3198 and encodes 980 amino acids. Gene Ontology annotation, molecular function: cytokine binding; cytokine receptor activity. Gene Ontology annotation, cellular component: external side of plasma membrane; signaling receptor complex. The transcript has 18 exons. Gene Ontology annotation, biological process: cytokine-mediated signaling pathway. The record is from RefSeq and is a predicted model, not a curated record.